Messenger RNA from Anisakis simplex (herring worm), 4731 nucleotides. The record is from the annotation of a GenBank genome assembly. NCBI's taxonomy places the organism in Eukaryota, Metazoa, Nematoda, Chromadorea, Rhabditida, Anisakidae.
ACUGAAAGCGUUGCGUUUAAGGGAUGGGAAGGAUUACCGGAGUACGUCGACGAAUUAAGUAGCGAAUCAAUGCACACAAUACUCAUUUUCGAUCCAGCCGUACAAGUUGAUGGUGAACCGUUCAAACGAGGCUUAGAUCAGGUUAUUUCCAUUUUCAUUAAUAUCAAACUUUCAACAAAGCACUCAGUCGUUGUCAANCGUAAUGCGAGAUCAGAUGUGCGAGGUGCGAGCUUUGUGGAAUGGGAAACGCAGGCGCAAGUUCCAAAGGACAUUCAAGAUCAGUAUCCACUAGUUAAGAAAACGAAGGAAAUUCCACUAGAAAAGAAUGAGGUUUUAAAACGUGCCAAUACUCGGACGACUGUUGAUCAAUGCAGUAAGAUGAAAGUUUACAAAGUGCAUAAUUAUGCUUUACAGAUCAUGCUGGGUGUCGUCUGGCCUGACAAACAUGUCGCAUUCCCAGAUUUCUCAUCAUCAGCUACAAUCGCAUGGUGGAAGAGUGAAUUCAAAAAAUUCCAUCAGCGGGUGAAAUUCGACGGAAUUUGGAUCGAUAUGAAUGAACCAGCCAACUUCGGUACUGAUGAAACGCAUCCAUGGUAUUUCGACUCUGCGGAUCAUCCGAAACUUAAGCCAUUAAUGUGUCCGUUGAAUGGAACGCAAUCAAAGUACGAUAUGCCACCGUACGAAACAUACAAUGUUUAUGUUUGGAGAACUGAUCAACAAAAGAGUUAUCUAUCGUCCAAAACAUUGUGUAUGUUGGGAACAACGACAACGGGUCGAAUGUACGACACGAAGAAUUUGUAUGGACUCCAAGAGAGCAUUGCAACGCAAUCGGCUCUUCACGAAAGUACUUCAAAGCGUGGAGCUGUCAUUACAAGAUCAUCUUUCCCAUCCGGAGGUCGUUAUGCUGGUCAUUGGCUUGGUGACAAUUCGGCGACGUGGUUCGACUUACAGACAUCGGUGGUCGGCAUCCAGUUAUUCAAUAUGUUUGGAAUACCAUACAUCGGCGCUGAUAUAUGCGGAUUUUUGGGCAAUACAACGGCACAUCUUUGUUUACGUUGGCAACAACUCGGAGCGUUCUAUCCAUUUUCGAGGAAUCAUAACGAUAAAGCUGCAUUGCCACAACAUCCAACUGUCUUCAGUGACGUGGCCAAAGCAACGAAACAAGCGAUGCUCUUCCGAUAUCGUUAUCUGCCAUACUUAUAUACAUUACAUUUUGAAGCAUCAAGAAAUGGAAGUACGGUAGUGCGUCCGUUGUUCUUCGAAUUUCCAAAUGAUGAUGCGGCACAUGAAAUCAAUGGGCAGUUCAUGUGGGGUUCUGCAAUGCUUAUUGUACCUGUUGUAAAAGAGAAUGCAACUACUGUGUACGCUUACCUUCCACAUGACGCUCGGUGGUUUUCCAUGUUAGAUAGUCACGCAGGAGAGAAAUUCCAGUGCGGAUUCCAAUUUUUGUCAGCACCGCUCACCGACUUGAUUCCAGUUUUCAUCCGAGGUGGAUCAAUUGUCCCUCGUCAACCUCCAGCUCUUACUGCGAUGGAGUCUCGUAAAAAUCCGCUCGAAAUUCUCAUCGCUGUUGAUCAAAAGGGUCUAGCUAACGGACAGUUGAUAUGGGAUGAUGGUGAGAGCAUCAUAAAUGAUUUCAUGACGCAUAUUUAUAUCGAUGUCAGAUUCAGCUUCAUAAUAGCAGACGAUAAAACAACACUCGUGAUCGAAAGGAUUACUGGAACAGCAACACGAGGUAUUCCAAGCAUCUCCGUUGUUGAAAUAUUCGGUUAUGAUGCGCUUCCGGUGUUACUGACCAUCAAGAAAGAACCAGGCAAGAUCGUCGUUGAUGAAUCGGAAACAAAAUUCGAUCAAACCAAGCAACGCCUUCAGAUCAAGGCGAAUGCCUUCUUCGAUUUCGCAACAGAUAAGAAAGUCACUAUCACGUGGGCUAGUCACAGAAGAAUCUUCUCUUUAUCCUCAAUGCGCUUUUCUAACAAUUUCAGGUGGUCUUCGUUCGUUCCCCAAAACGCUCGCGUCGAUUGCAUGCCUGCUCCAACACCGCAACCCACCGAAUUACGUUGCUAUAAUUACGGUUGUAUUUUCGACGGAACCGCGAAUGGUGGUGUUCCAAAGUGUUAUUUCCCUAGGAAGAGUGGUUACACAUCGAAGGAUGGUUCAACGUUGACCAGCUAUAAACCUGUAAAAAAUCCAUAUGGUGUAAAUGUCUCUCCGAUCUUCAUAUCACAGGAAUCCUUCCAACAAACAACACUCCAUCUAUUCAUUGGACCUGAUACGGGCUAUGUGCCACCAAUUCAAAUCAGCGGUCAAUCAGUUCCAACUGGCGAAUGGUUCGUUGUUGAGAGCUCCAAUGAGACUGGCGUUUUCUCGUUCAAAAUAAUAAGGCCAUCGACAAAUGCGGUCAUCUGGGACACAUCAUUAGGUGGAAUGAUGUUCUCAGAACAGUUCAUUCAAAUCGCUGCUCGAAUUCCUACAUCCGAUGUCUACGGUUUGGGUGAAAAUGUUCAACAACAACUGAAGCACGAUAUGAGCACCUAUACGACAUGGCCAAUGUUCGCACGCGAUGAACCACCAGAUUCACAGCCACAUCCAACCGAUCCGAAUGAUCGAUUCAAAAAGAAUCUUUAUGGUGUUUAUCCAUUCUACAUGGCAUUUGAAAAAGACAACAAAGCACACGGUGUUCUUAUACUGAAUGCGAACGCUCAGGAAAUGGUACUCGGUCCAGCUCCACACAUUGUUUAUCGUACGAUCGGUGGUGCGUUGGAUUUGUACUUCUUCCCUGGACCUUCUCCAGAAGACGUUGUUCGACAGUAUCUCGCGCUCAUCGGAACACCAGCACUUCCUGCUUAUUGGGCGCUUGGAUUUCAGCUGUCUCGCUAUGGGUAUAAAAAUCUGCAAGAACUCUCGACCGUAGUAAACGAAGUUCGAAGUGCCCAUAUACCGUUGGAUGUUGCCUAUGCAGAUAUCGAUUAUAUGAAUAGAUAUCAGGAUUUCACCAUUGGAAAGGGAUGGGAGAAAUUCCCAGAGUAUGUGAAGCAAUUACAUGACGAAUCAAUGCAUGCCAUUCUAAUCUUUGACCCAGCCAUUCAAGCAGAUGGUGCUGUUAUCGAAAGAGGACUUAACGCGAAAGCGAAUUUCGUCGAAUGGGAACGUGCAGAUCAAGUUCAACGCCAAAUACAGGAUCUUUAUCCACUUAUGAAAGCAACCAAAAUAAUGCUGGGUGUUGUUUGGCCUGAUAAACACGUGGCAUUCCCUGAUUUUUCAUCUCCAGAAACAAUGAGAUGGUGGAGUGAUGAAAUUAGUCGAUUCCACAAACAGAUCGCUUUUGAUGGUAUAUGGAUCGACAUGAAUGAGCCUGCCAACUUUGGUACCAACGAGAAACAUCCAUGGUACUUUGACAAUCCAGAUCAUCCAAAUCUUGCACCAUUGAUGUGCCCGUUGAACGGAAGCGACUCAAAAUAUGAUAAUCCACCAUAUCAGACGUAUAGCGUCUACAAAUACAGAUUGUGGGGCCAGGAUGCGUAUCUAUCAUCGAAAACGUUGUGUAUGUUGGGUACAACGAAAAUUGGAAAAAUGUACGACAUGAAAAACAUGUACGGAUUGCUGGAAAGCAUCGCCACUCAGAAGGCACUUCAUCAAUUAAUGUCAAAACGAUCAGUCGUCAUAACGAGAUCAUCAUUUCCUUCCGGAGGUCGUUAUGCAGGCCAUUGGCUUGGUGAUAACUAUGCUGCAUGGAAUGAUCUACGCACGUCGGUUGUUGGUAUACAGCUCUUCAACAUCUUCGGUAUACCGUACAUUGGUGCUGACAUAUGCGGAUUCGGUGGGAAUACCACUGAAGAAUUAUGUCUUCGUUGGCAACAGCUUGGAGCAUUUUACACGUUCAUGCGAAACCAUAAUUCCAUCAACUCCUCACCACAACAACCUUCAGUCUGGCCAACUGUCGCAAAUGCAGCACGUCAAGCCAAUCUGUUCAGAUAUCGAUAUCUACCGUAUCUCUAUUCAUUGCAUUUCGAGGCAUCAGUCAGUGGUGGAACUGUGAUUCGGCCGACCUUCUUCGAAUUUCCAAACAACUUAAAAACUCAUGAAAACAACGAACAGUUUAUGUGGGGAUCUGCACUCUUAAUAGCGCCCGUUCUGAGAGAGAAACAAACGAAGGUAUCAGCUUAUUUACCGGAAGAGGCGACAUGGUAUUGGUUAAGAGAUGAAGAAUAUGGAAAGAAAGCAGCAAAUGGUUUUGUUGAACUCAGUGCACCUCUCAAUCAGCUCAUUCCAGUGUUUAUCAGAGGUGGAUCGAUUGUGCCUCGACAGAAACCAGAGAUGACAACUGUCAGUUCGCGGAAGAAUCCUUUCGAUUUUCUGAUUGCACUCGAUUCGCACUGGCUAUCUCCAGCAAGCGGAGUGCUCUUCUGGGAUGACGGCGAGAGUCUGCUGACAACGAAUGUUUAUUCGAAAUGGCAAUUACACUUCACUGUCUUCCUCAAUUACGCUCUACUCACAAUAACUCCACAACAGUUCGGUGUGAUCAACAAUAUGCCAACGCUGGAUACUAUCGAAAUAUUUGGUUAUCCUUUUGAAUCAGACUUCAAAUCGAUGAUAUUGAACGGCGUGCCGUUGGGAGAUUCGGUGAAAGUUAAUUAUGAUUCCGCAAAACAACUUCUGAGAAUCGAAGGAAAGAAUUUGAUAAAUCUGUCGAAUAAUGAGCAAAUCGUUCUAAUGUGGUCAAAUUCGUAA